This is a messenger RNA of Orbicella faveolata, 3470 nucleotides long. RefSeq lists its product as uncharacterized. Gene Ontology annotation, biological process: calcium ion import across plasma membrane. Lineage: Eukaryota; Metazoa; Cnidaria; Anthozoa; Scleractinia; Merulinidae. Gene Ontology annotation, molecular function: calcium channel activity. Gene Ontology annotation, cellular component: plasma membrane. The record is from RefSeq and is a predicted model, not a curated record.
UGUUAGGUUUGCAAGGCAUUGUGGUAAAAUUUACAGCCGCCAUCUUUUUUCCUAGGUGGAUUAAGGCUGGGUAUUUUUCUGGUGUACAACUAUUAAAAGGAAUUAAGGGUAAGCAAAAAAUCAAUGCAGAGAUGAAUUAUAUGGUCAACUUUCUUCUCUGAGAAUGUCCUGUAACUGGGUUCUUGGGAAGGUCACUUACUACAUCGUGUAAAUUUCACAAACUGUCCCACUUGACUUUUGGGGCUGGGGCGCAGAGGAGUUUUUGACCAAUGAGAAUGAGAAUUUUCUUGCUAUAGCAUGUUUUUUUGUUUUGUGUUUUCGUUUUGUUUGCCAUGCACUCCUGCCUCACCCUCCUGGAGACAAUGCAUUUUAUUUAUGAAUUAAUCUUUUCAUCACUUUCUGUUUUAUUCAGAAAACAGUUCUUGCAGUAUUGGACAAACUCAUCAAUCCCCACUGGCCAUACCUGCCUCAGAGCAAGGACGAUGAUGAAAACCAGGAUGAAAUCGAGCGUGCUUUGAGUAGUGUACCUGAUGAUCCAAUGAACUAUGACUUCUUUUAUCACGUACUGGAGGCCGACGACAGUGGAAGACAGCCUAAAAUAGAGGUGGCCACAGAAGUGGAUGAACAUGGCACAGCGAUUAAGACGCAAACACUACCUAACCCGAAAUUUAACCAUAAGUCACUGUCUUGCCUUAGGCGCAUUGCAGAGAGUGGAAACAAGGAAGCUGUGCAGCACCCUGUCGUCCGAAUGCUAGUUUCAAGAAAAUGGAACAACUUCGCCCAUUGGUGGUUCUGCGUUCAAGCAUCUUUCUACAUAUUGUUUCUAACACUGUUAUCAUACGCACUCAUCCAUGGCUCGACUGUUGAAGACCCAAACCAGUACGAUGGUAAAGCAGAUGGUCUGCGGCUAUUCUGUGAAAUCUUCACUAUCAUCUUUCUCAUGUUUUACUUUUUUGAGGAGGUCAACCAAGCGGAACGGGAAUGGAGAACCUAUUUCAAAGAUCCUUAUAACUAUUUUGACUGGCUGGGUCUUAUCUUGACAUUUCUCGUUAUUCCUCUUCGGUUUGUUGAGGUUGAUUCCCAAUGGAGUCUUGCCGGGCUCGGCUACUUGUUCAAUUUCCUACGGCUCUUCAAGUUUUCCUGCGUCACCAGAACCACCGGUCUGUACACGAAGACUCUUGCAAGAAUUAUCUACCGUGAUAUAACUCGUUUUAGCGUCGUAUUUGUCGUUGUGUUUCUUGGAUUCUGUGGCGCGAUGUACAUGGCGCUGAAAGCUACAGGUUCACAGGAACUGUUCAGUUGUUCUUUGUGUUUCAGCGUUCAAGCAUCUUUCUACAUAUUAUUUCUAACACUGUUAUCAUACGCACUCAUCCAUGGCUCGACUGUUGAAGACCCAAACCAGUACAAUGGUAAAGCAGAUGGUCUGCGGCUAUUCUGUGAAAUCUUCACUAUCAUCUUUCUCAUGUUUUACUUUUUUGAGGAGGUCAACCAAGCGGAACGGGAAUGGAGAACCUAUUUCAAAGAUCCGUAUAACUAUUUUGAUUGGCUGGGUCUUAUCUUGACAUUUCUCGUUAUUCCUCUUCGGUUUGUUGAGGUUGAUUCCCAAUGGAGUCUUGCCGGGCUCGGCUACUUGUUCAAUUUCCUACGGCUCUUCAAGUUUUCCUGCGUCACCAGAACCACCGGUCUGUACACGAAGACUCUUGCAAGAAUUAUCUACCGUGAUAUAACUCGUUUUAGCGUCGUAUUUGUCGUUGUGUUUCUUGGAUUCUGUGGCGCGAUGUACAUGGCGCUGAAAGCUACAGGUUCACAGGAACUGUUCAGUAAUUACGCGUGGCUAAUGUUAGCUGCCGUCAGAGCUCUCGUUGAACAACAACCUGCUGAGGAAGAUUAUUCAAAGUUCAACUGGCUGGCUAUCCUCAUUCUUCUUGCCUACAUGGCGAUGGUGAUUGUAAUUCUCCUUAACAUUCUGAUCGCCCAGCUGAGCUACACUUACAGUGAAGCGAAGAAGACUGCCAAACUGCAAUACGCCAUUGAUACCAUGUUUAUUGUCACUCGACUGGAGUACAGCAGAAUUGCAAGAUGGAAUUUAAGGGUCAAGAAUUACUCGGAUGGUGACUGGGUCAGCGAGGACGAUUUAGCUAAAGAAAUGUUAGAAUACACUGAUGACAGACACCCCUGGGAGACAAUGGAAGACAGACUUACGGAUAUCAGGGAGAUUAUGAGAAAAGUGGUCAGAAGAGGAAAAGAUAAGGGACCCUGGGACUCAGUGGAUGAGAAAUUGACUCGUUUAACAACUAUUAUUGAGAAACUUCCUGAAUCCAAAGCCGAUACGCAGUAAAUGAACCACGUCCCAUAAUGCACCAAGAACGUCUUGUUGGAGUGACGUCAUGUCCUGGUGAAGUUCGUAUCCAGUCUUUUUGCUGUUUCCGGCCAAAGCAAUGAGCAACCUCAGCUUAGUUCAAAAAAGCAAGGUCGUGAUAUAUGAAGUAGCUUUACAGUGUACAGAUUUCUUUUAAAUCGAAGCGAUGGUAGAUAAACACUUUAAAAAGUAACAGCUGGGGAUUGAAAAGGAGCUUGGACGGUUUAAGACUGGGUGCAAUUGAGACGGUUUACAUUGACAAGCGUGCAAAAUGUAGGAUGUAUUAUGAUGUAAGCGUAAGAUGUUGGCACUGCAGCCAGUGUCUUGCACUGGUCUUACAGCAUUCGUACCCGGAGUCUUCGUUCCCCUUAACCAGCGGUCGGUAAGCGCUCUGUUUAAAAGUCCGAAAAUAUCGGACUUCUGGUUUAAUUGCGCAUGCAUAGCUGACAAACACGCAAACACGUGGCUCGAGUCGAGUCGUUGACGCAUUAUUUCCGCUCAUGUCCAUUGUCUUUAACACCAUGAAUCCAAAUCAAGCCUGCAACGGAACUCAGACCUUCGCUGUCGAGAGUAGAGUUGAUUGCGCUUUCUCUAAUUCUGGGGAGGCACUUGUUCUUAUGGACCACUCGUCCCAACCCUCUACCUUCAAUUCUGGAGUUAAUAAAUAUAAGCUUAACGCAUUACGGCUAUGCGACAAGGAUAUAAACAUCGACAUCAACAGCGAGUUUUUCGGAAAUAAUGUUGAAACAAGUUUCUUAUUUCAUUUUAUUAUGUAACGAACAUGUGAAUUUAUUUAAUCCCAAGUAUUUCGAAUGGUUUUUAUUUUUACCUAUGUUAUCCACAUUAUAUUUCAGUCAGGAUUUUCAAGUAGGUAAGAGGAAUUUUCCCCUAUAAUGCAUAAGGAAAUUGGUCGUAAAUAAAAUGAUAAAUUCUCCCAACUGGUACCAUAAGAAUUGUAUAAGACCAGUAACGGUAAAGAGAAUUUGCAUGUUGACAGAAAGAGGAAAUAAUAAGGCAUAUCCAUUGCACAUGAAUUUUUUUAGUUGUAAAAUAAUGUCUGCUCUUGCAUAUGUGAUAGCGAUAUGAAAUAAACGUAAAUAUGGUCAAAACA